GGUUGCUUCGCGUGCCAUUUGCUAUUCGCAAAUUCAUCCUCGUCUUCGUCUUCUCUUUCUUUCUUUCGCUGCGCUUCUUUCCUGUAUGCUUUUUUUUAUUAAUUAUUGGCCGAAGACACCAUCAUGAUCUCAUUUCGAGGAUUUAUGCUGCAUUUAUUGAUAAUAGCGCUAUGUCGAGCCGAGAUAACUUUCAAAUCUCCUUCCAUGGGAGAAGUUGUCGGCCCAGGAGCGUACAAAAUUCGUGCGAGUGAUAGCGGGAUAGUGCCCACCUUGGGACAAUUUGACGACGCGAGUUGGGAAGUUGUUCUUUUCACUGGAAAUGAUACUGCUCCAUUUGAGCUUUAUAUAUACAAAAUAUCCGGAUACCAAAUGAAAGAUCCAACGACUCAGUCCCCUCCAGUGAAUAUCAGAAACAGCUCAGGUCCGAACCUGGAAGACAAAUUCUUUUUCGGGUAUCGCUCCUAUCUGACAUCCAAUGAAUCUAUUUGGGUCACAGCCUACUCGGACCGAUUUACUCUUACAAACAUGACCGGUUCUUUACCCGAUGAUGUAACUGCCGCAAAUAAUAAUGUGAACUCGACAACUGCUCCAAAACGAACAAUCUCUUGCGGCGCAAAGUCUGGAGGAGAGUGUGACGAGAAGGUAUUAGAAACCCUGGGGCUAGGAUCGGUGACGACAAAUGAUCCAAGUGUUAGUACAACGGCCACAGCAACCGCAACGGGGUCUGCCCCAGAGGACACAACUUCAGCUGGAGACCAAGCCGAUACCAGCACGGAUAGUGGUAGAAGAUUAAGCCGUGGGGCAUUUGCGGGGGUAGUCGUGGGUGUCGCGGUAGCAAUAUCGGUAAUGAUCGCAGCGGGGGUGUUCUUUCUAAUGAAAGCCAAGAAGAAGAAGAGGAAGAAGAAUAUGCCGGAACGAGAAACGGUUGGAAAUGACAAAGAUUUGACAAAUCAAGGAUCGAAUGCAUUUCAUGGAGGGGAUACCUAUGGAGGAGUGAUGAAGAAGAAUGGGAUUGAAGAUGUGGGCAGACGAGAGUUGGAAGAUCGUAGAACGUAUGAGAUGAGUGCGGGGUACCAUGAAAUAGCAGAAUUACCGCAAAACUCGUGAGCUCUAUCAGUAUAAUAAUAGACUUGAGAUAACUAGGUAUAUUUUUGAUAGCCACUCGUUCCAUAUACUAAACAUGUGUAUAGCGUCUUGGAGGUCUCAAAAUACCGGCGAUGAAAGACCUUGGACUAAAGUCAUUUGAAACAUUAAGCCCACUUUGACAUUGCAGUGCUCUUAAAUAACCACACUUCUUUGGACA
Messenger RNA from Botrytis cinerea B05.10, 1303 nucleotides. RefSeq lists its product as hypothetical. Bases 124 to 1107 code for a protein of 327 amino acids. The transcript has 4 exons. NCBI's taxonomy places the organism in Eukaryota, Fungi, Ascomycota, Leotiomycetes, Helotiales, Sclerotiniaceae. The record is from RefSeq and is a predicted model, not a curated record.